Phlebotomus papatasi is the source of this 7953-nucleotide messenger RNA. RefSeq names its product dorsal-ventral patterning protein Sog (gene sog). NCBI's taxonomy places the organism in Eukaryota, Metazoa, Arthropoda, Insecta, Diptera, Psychodidae. Bases 811 to 3741 code for a protein of 976 amino acids. The record is from RefSeq and is a predicted model, not a curated record. The transcript is spliced from 9 exons. Gene Ontology annotation, molecular function: protein binding. Gene Ontology annotation, biological process: multicellular organism development.
CUGCGUUGCGCGCAUUGAAUUCGCAUUGAGAGCGGACUCGUGAGCUCAGUUGAACGCGAUCUGUGGAAGAAAUUACACCUAACGCUCGAGCAUCUCUCAAAAUAAUCAAGAUUGUAACUCAAGUUCUACUUUUAAAAGUUGGUGGUGUGACCCGUGACGAGUGCAAACGGGCGCGACUGUGAAGAACCCAGGGAACGUGGAUUGGAUUUUUUAUUUGGCGGAUAUUGCACAAAGUGACGAUCAUCACCAUCGCCAGAGAAUUAAAAAGUAAACAGACUAAUUAACUGAUAAAUAAAAAUAAUUCUCUAAUGAAUUUAAAUUCAUUAGUGCUUAAAUCCCAGUGAUUCAGUUGUCGUUUUUUCUACAUAACGAAGAAAAUCGCAAUAGUCGAGAAAUAUAUCGAAGAAAAGUUAAUUUAUUUUUGCUAAAGUGCGGGAGUGUUAGUGAUUUCUUGGGACUCUUUUGAUGGAGUUUUCUCUGGAGAGUGUCAAUCGACGGGAAACUUGUUCAAUAUGUCACAUUAUCAAGAGCGAUUAAAAAUACUCAAUGAUCCUCAUAUAAAGUUGGACAAACAGCAAUUGAAGGUAAAGUUGUUGAUAGUGGCGGGAAUUUAGCGCGUCUGUAUUGAACACUGAGAGAAAACACGGUUACAAAUACCCCCUCGAAGAGGCAAGUGGACCAAGUGAUCAAGUGCUUUGGCCAAGAGACACACCCUUAAGAGGAUUCCUCAAGGACUUUUAGAGACUGUCUAGAGAUUUUUUUUUAUUAUUAUUUUUUUUCAAUUUCUUGUUCGAAAAAGAAAACCUCAAGAUGGCAAAUUCGCUGAAAUCUUUGUGGUUUUUCAUAUUUUGUGCCAUAACUUCAAUUCAAUGGCGAGAAAUUCCGCACAUUGUGGACGCCAGAAGGGCCCAUCUCAUUGAUGACGACGGACCAAGGAGGACUCAUCGUCCUGCUGAAUGCCAAUUUGGGAAGCAACUGAAAGAGCUAGGAUCGUCGUGGUUUCCGGAUUUGGGUCCACCAUUUGGGGUCAUGUACUGCUUCCGAUGCGAAUGUGUGGCGGUUCAGAAGAAGCGCCGAAUCGUUGCCAAAGUGGAAUGUCGCAGCAUGAAGUAUGACUGUCCAAAAGUCACAUGCGAUGACCCAGUUAUACUCCCUGGAAAAUGCUGCAAGACAUGUCCCGGAGACAAUGCGAGUAUCAUCCAAGAUGUUCCACCGCCAACAAUUGCUAACGAAGAUGAGCGCAACAUAAAAGAAUUUGGUACUCUUCUCACGGCACGAACAUCCCAAAUCCUGAAGCGGGAAGAAAUGAAGUCCAUGUACUCCAUCAACAAUCCCCAAAAUAUCGUGGCAACAGGUCGAUUUUCGUUGCACAAGAAGAAUCUCUAUUAUUCGUUCUACGUGUCGGAGAAGGCGACACGCCCACGUGCCAUUCAAUUCAUGGAUGCAACUGGAAACAUCCUAGAAGAACACAACCUGACUAUUCCCACAAAUGGACCUUUCAGUAUCUAUCAGAACACCACCGGAAAACUCUGUGGAGUAUGGCGUCGUGUUCCCAGAGACUACAGAAAGCUUCUAAAGGAAGAUCAAAUAAUUGUAGCUAUUCUCUGGGGAGACAAGUAUCAAGCCGAAUUAGCACUAGCUGGAAGGAUUGAAAAGUACCCAGCACUUCAGUCUGAGAUUCUUAGUUCACUACUAGAACCAGCUCCAGGAACUAGUCCUGAACAAAUGGCUGGAGCUGGAGGAACGGCCAUUGUUUCAGCUGUGGGAGGUACUGCAUCAUCUGUUCACAUAACUCUUGUUGUCAAUGGAGUAUUCAACCCAGAUGAGAUUUUGGAUGUGCCAUUGAAUAUCCGGCUCGAAGCUCACGAUAAGAAACAGAUCAUUCUGGAGGACAUCCAGAAGGUGAAGAAACCAGCUCAUGCUGUUAAUGUUAUUGAGAUCUCAUCUCCAGUGUCUACGAGUGAUCUUCGACUUCUGGCUCGAGGGAAACUUUUUGUUACUGUUGAAUCCAGGAGAAACCCUGAAAGCCUAAGACUGCAGGGACAAGUGGUAUCCAGGGUAUCUUGCGAAAUUUUCCAGACAGUUAUUUCGUCUCACAACCCAGAUUCUCAACAGCGAACGAAUGGACUGGCAUGGAUCUACCUCAAUCGAGAUGGUGGAUUGGUUUACAAUUUGGAAGUCAAUGAUUUGAAUUACGAAGUCAAUCCUCUUGUAGCGUUGGUUGAUGACAACGGAAAGCGUCGUCUGGAAUUGGAGGAUCUAACACCAACUCUCAAUAGGGUAACCAAUGAGGCUUCAGGAACUAUUGAUAGGUUGGGCCCGAAGGUGCUAGAGCCUCUGUAUAAUGGGGAUUUGUCGGUAAACAUCCUGGCGAAGCCUGAUACAACAAUUGCUCGCGGGAGGUUGGUUGUCAAAGCUGUUGCCGAUGCUAGGGACUCUCCAGCUCCGAUUUUGUUUAAGAAGGUCGAUGAGUUUAGUCCGCCAAAUGUUGCCGGAAUGGCAUGGGUAGCUGUUGAUAGUGCAUGCGAACUUCACUACGACUUAAUGCUUACUGGUUUGCAUUCGUAUCGGCAUCUAGAACUGAUUCUCGAGGAAAAGGCCUUUGAAGUACCGGGAGCGACGAUAACUCGAACCUUCCUUGAAGAGUUUAAUGGGAACUAUCUGGAGGGAUUUAGUCUCGAGAUUCCCGAAUGGCAACUGGCCAAGUUGGAGACAAGUGUCUGCUAUUUGGAAGUGUACUCGAAGGAAUUCUUGCGACCGCUUCUGCGUGCCAAAUUGAAAAAUGUCAAAGUGCCCAGUCGGUGCUUCCCCAAUGACAGUGACAAUGAACUGCCCAUCAUUGCCUCGACAAUGAACGACGUAGGACAUCCGUCGUAUCACGCCCUCGAUACCAAAUGCUAUUCCUCUGGGCAGUUCUAUGAAGAAGGCGAACAGUGGGCGGACAAGCUGCUGGAGUGCACCAUGUGUUCCUGCGUCAACCGCCGUGUCAAGUGCGAGAGUAUCAAAUGUCCGCCGCUGAGGUGCAAACAAGAAGACGUACGACAUCGCAAGGGCGAGUGCUGCCCGAUUUGCUUGGAUGCCAAAACGUUCGAGGAGGUCAGUCUGUCAAAGGUCGAGAGGGGUUGUCAACUGGGGAGUCAAUUCUACCAAGCGGGCUACUCGUGGCAUCCGUACUUGCCGCCGAGUGGCUUCGAUACCUGUGCCAUAUGCACGUGUGAUCCUGUGAGUCUCAAGAUCACAUGCCCUAAAGUUCAAUGUCCGCAGCUUCAGUGCAGCGAAAAGGAUGCCUAUCGACCAGAUAAAAAAUCCUGCUGCAAGAAAUGUCCAGAGAUCCGAGUGGAAACGUAUAGGGAUAAGACCCAUCCUGACCUGUUGAAGGAUCAGGGCUUUACACCAAACAAAACAGCCUCAACGCAGGAAAUCCUGAGCAAUGGAGGUUGCAUUCAUAGUACAACUGUGUACGAAAAUGGGCAGGAGUGGCAUCCUAUAGUCUCUUCUUAUGGCGAAGUCAAGUGUGUAGAUUGCCGGUGCAAGGAUGGCAGUAUUCAAUGCAGCAAGAAGAGAUGCACGCGAUCGGUGUGCAACAAUAGGAUACUGGGCAGAAAUAAAAACAAGGAGAAGAACAUUGUCGAUGAAUGCUGUUCGACACAGUGUCAUCGGAUCAGAGGUCACAAUCACAAUGCCAGGCGAAUGAGGAGAGAACGAAUGCGGGAGCAUCAUAAUCAACAUGCAAAAAGUUGAAGGGAUUGUUCUUCAGCCAAAAACAAAAAAAAAAUCAUCAGUCCAGUAAGAGCAUCAUGAAAGAAAAUUGGAAAAUUCAAUUUCUUUUCACAGAAAAUAAAAGUUGAAAAACCUUCACAUCAAUACGUGUCAUAAUUAUCACAAUCACAAAACACUGUUUGUCCCAAAUAAAUGGUGAUUUAUUAUUUAUUUAGAAAGAUGAACCAAGAGAACAUUUUGUAAGAUUCACAUUUUAUUAUUUUUUUUUCCGUACAAGAAAAACCGCAAAAGAUUUUUCCAUGCAAAUUUUUUGAGAGAAGUGGGAGAAAACAAAAAAAAAGAGCAUAACGUUUCCUUUUAGUGGAAAAAGAACGCUGAGAAAAAUUGUACAACUUUUAAACUAUUAAUUAUUAUUAGGAAUGAAAUGAGAAUUUGAGAAGCGGAACACUUAAAAAAAACACACAAUUAAUUGGAUAGUUUUUUUUAUUCAAUUGCGAGAGUUAAAAUCAACAAAUUGGCUUCGAUUGAGGAUUAGAAAGUGAAGCAAUUAGUGUUUUAAGUUCUGUUGUUACCACGUACCAAAGAAGACUGAAGUGGGUGAUGGAGUAAUUUUUUAAUCAUAGGAAAAAAAUUUCUGAAACCCUUGUCAUUUUACAAAUUUAUCGAGAGAAUAGCAAAACAGAAAAAAAUAAGCAAAAAAAAGCAGAGAAAAAAGGACACGUUUGAAUUGUCUCAUUAGAUUGUUUUGUUUUAUAGGCGAAUAAAAAUUUUAAAAAAUAGAGAAAAACAAAUAUUUACAAAAAAAAAAAAAAUACAAGUCAUAGAAAUGAAGAUAAUCUACUUCAUUGUCGAACUGAAUGCAAAGAAAAGAGUGGUAGAUGAUGGAAAAGUAAAGAGUUUGUCAGCAGCGGAAUAGAAUGAUCGGCACGAUUUUACUUUACUGCAGCAUUUUUUUUCUACAAGGAGGCAGUCCUUGACCACUUGAGUAAGCUCCGCCCAUAAAAAUAUUUAGGUCACGCCCUCUUAAGUAGCUUUUAUUCGAUUUGCAACAUUCAAUAAGUAGAGACCGUAACUUUUCCCUAAUACAUAAUACCUACAAUUGAAUUGUUAGAUAGAAUCUUAAAAACUCAUAUAAGAAGAAAAUAGGCCACGCCCCCUUAAAAACUUUUAUUGAGAGAAAAUUUGUGACUUGGGUAAUAUUGUAAGAGUCAGUUCUUCAACAAUAAUACUAAUGCCUACUUUUUUGAAAGUUGUACGAGAGGGGAAUAGUCAGUCUCAGCCAGAUCAAGGAAGAGGGAAUAUAGCAUUACGCAUGGGCCCAUCCAGCGUAAUAAAAAGUGAAGCUAUUUUUCACUUUUCCUUGUAAAACUUUUGCAGAUAUUGCACCGUGCCUUAAACAAAUUUGCUCGUAGUUCUUGUAUUAUUUCGGCGAGCAUAAUGAAAUAUGUAUUUUUAGAUAGCUUUUAACGCACGAUUUCGAAAUAUAUCGAACAGAUAAGCCAAUUCUCUUUAGGAAAAAACUUGCCAAGAGUCUUCAGUACCUCUAUGCAAAAACGUAUCGACAAAUGAAAUGUUGAGAGGCCCUGCGUUACGAGUUCUGCAAAUAAGACAGUAACAUGUCUCAAAAUUCAGGACCAUAAUAUUGUGGUACUAUGUUCGAUAAAUCUUAAUCUUUCUUAAAAAGUUCCGUCCAAGAAAUUUUUAGGCCCCUCCCCUUUAAAACAAAAAUGAAGAAACUUUUGAAUUUUUAAUAACUACACUGAGAAAAAAGGGGUGCGAUUAACUUUUUUUAAUGUUAAUUUUACACUCUUUAAAGUGUAAAAUUAACAUGAAAAAGGGUAACUUUAACCCAUAAAAAGCAUAAUAUUUACACCGAUUUCGGAUCAAUAAUGCAGGGUGAAAUUAACAUUUCCGGAAUGUUAUUUUAACUUUUUCAAAUUUCUCUCAGUGUACUGUUCCAUGUCAAGUAUUAGUGGCAAAGAUGCUUCAAAAAUUAAUGGAAACAAUAAGUUUGUGAAAAUGCUGACCAAUAAAUUUUAGUAAAAUAACGCCCCCUAGGACACCACGCCUACUUAUGUGCAUUUCAUUCUUUCAAAAGCCACAAUUAGUUACUUUUCCCGUCCAAUUGUUUGAAGUGCACUGAGAAAAAAUGGGGGUGCGAUUAACUUUUUUUCCUCAUAAUUUUAACACUUUUUAGGUGUAAAAAUAUAUCAACAUUUUUUAAUUUUAAUUUUACACCUUUUUAAGGGUAAAAUUAACAAUGAAAAGGGGUAAUUUUAACCCCUAAUACACCUAAAAAGUAUAAUAUUUACACCGAUUUUGGAUCAAUACUGCAGGAGCUGCAGGGUAAAAUAAACAUUUCCGGAAUGUUAUUUUAACUUUUUCUGAUUUCUCUCAGUGUGCUAGAUAAAAUUAUACGCUCUGAAAAAUGUGUUGUGUGAUUGCCAUGAUUUAUUCUUCCUUAAUACACAUUAUAUAAUGAGGGCGUGGUAUAUUUCAAUGCCUAACUGAAGUCUUUAAAAAUUUCUUGUCUUUGAAAUUGUGGUGGCCAUAUUUAACAACCUAUCACAAUAUUUCUCUAAGAGAAACUAGCAAUGAAAAUAAAGAUUUCAAACUUGAUUGCUCAUAAUUUAUAAAAGAGGCGUGGCUUAAAUUGAGCAAUGAUUGAAUAAAUAUCUUAUUCCGGAUACUCCUUUCUAAUUUUCUGGAAAAUAUGGGAUUUUCCCAUGAAAAUAUACAGUACUUUUCUCUAAUAAAAAUGUUCUUUAAAAACUUCUCUUUACUUAAAAUUUCCCCUCGAACAGAAUCGGCCCCCUAGUGGGCGUGGUAUUACUAAAUUAUUUUUAUUCAUCAGUUUCAGCUGUUCUAGGAUGCUGAAUACAAAUUCGGGUUUGUAUUUCAACAUUUAAACGCGCAUGAUUUUUUUUGUUCACAUUUUUUAUUUUAAUUGAAGGCGUGGCUUACUUUUUCCGGGCGAAUCUCUUAGCCUACUUCAUAGACUGCAAAAGCUAGCAUUAUUUUUUGUUAUGAGAAUGUCCUAGAAUUCCCGUAUAUUAAACUUUCUUCUGGCCAUUGAUACGGAAAAGGGCCUGACUUAAAAGUAUUAAUGGGCGGAGCAUAUUCACGGGCAUAAAUACUAUCGCCAUUGAGAAAAAUAAGUCUUAUGGCCUCUACGCACUAGAGAAAUUUAUGUCCAUAUUUCGCAGUUUUUCCUACACAGACGUAGGUAAUUUGCUUCAAUAUGGACAUAAAUUUCUCCAGUGUGUAGAGGCCAUUAAGGCAGCGACAGUAAAGUGAAAAAGUUCCGAAUGACCUCCUGCAUUAUUAUUAUAAUUAUUAUUAUACAUACACUUAAUAUUCUUUACUCUGUUGUAAAAGUAAUAAAUAUUUUCUACGCAAAAUGUAAAACACUUAAUCUUCCCUUUUUUCGACAAGAUAAGGAUACUUCUCUGCGAAAAAAGGUCGUAAUGUUUGACUCUUCUAAAACAAAGAAAGAACAAGAAACACAAACUAAUCUUUGAGCUAUAAACUUUUUAUUUAUCUUAAAAUAUUUUGUAAUUAAUUUAAAGAAAAAAAAUAAACAAAAUGCAAGAAACCUGAGAAUGAUUUGAAAGUGAGAAACAGCAAUUAUGCUUUCGUUAAAUUAAUAAAAGUAAUUUAAAUGAUUUUACAAGAAAUAUUCUCUAUUAUAGGAACAAAUCGCUUAAUAAAUUUUUUUUAGUCUCUAUGAAGCAUAGCAUUAAAGUUUUCACCUUCUCUCCCAAAGCUGUCUCAAAUUCAGCAAAUUUUCCGAGAGAUAAGAGCAAAGAAAAAAAUCUAAACACGCAAAUAUCUAAUACUAAUUAUUUUGAUAUUCAAUAAAUAUGAGCGAGAGAGAGAAAAAAACGUGAGGUGAGUUGAAUAAAAAAACAACAAAAACGUGUAUAAAGGAAGUAAUUGUAAUUCUAAAAUGCAAAUAAUGUAUACAAAGAUUUUUCUUUUCUAAUCUAAGAACACAAAAAAAAAACAAGAGAAAAAAGAGAGAAAUACAAAUUAUACGACAUCUACUUACUUAUGUAUAUUUUACAAAAUAACAUCUUGUAUUAUAAAAAUAAUAAUAAUAAUAAUGGAUUAACCGAGCUUGUUAUAUAAAUAAUACAUUAUACAGAAUGUGGAGAGAACAAGUGAAGAGAAAACAGAAAACUUACAAGUGAAAGAGCAAUCUAAAAUAAAAUACUUAUUUUACCAACCACU